UAGAAAGCUGCUUACCCUAUUGGAAUCCACUGAAAUGGAACCCAAAUCUGUCUUUUCUCAGAUGGAGCAUAAUAUUGUUGCAGCAUAUUUGAUAAUGGCAGGAAUAUUAAGUCUGCUCAGCAACAUAGUGGUAUUAAUUAUGUUUGUUAAGUUCAAGGAGUUCCGCACAGCAACCAAUGCGGUAAUUGCGAACCUGGCUUUCACUGACAUUGGUGUGAGUGCAAUUGGCUACCCCAUGUCCGCUGCUUCGGAUCUGCAUGGUAGCUGGAAAUUUGGUUAUUCGGGAUGUCAGGCAUAUGCAGCUCUAAAUAUCUUUUUUGGGAUGGCAAGCAUUGGACUGCUUACAGUGGUUGCAAUUGACCGGUACCUAACCAUUAGUAAGCCUGAACUAGGAAGGAAGAUGACUGCUGCUACGUACUCAGCUCUCAUUAUAGUUGCCUGGGUGAAUGGCCUGUUCUGGGCUCUAAUGCCAGUACUUGGAUGGGCAAACUAUGCACCUGAUCCGACAGGAGCCACUUGUACCAUUAACUGGAGAAACAAUGACUCGCUAUUUGUUUCCUAUACAAUGACUGUAUUUGCGGCUAAUUUUGUGGUGCCGCUAUCGAUUAUGUUCUUUUGUUACUACAAUGUGUCAAAAACUAUGAAACAAUUUGCGCAACACAGUGGUCUGGAAAAUAUAACCUUGGAUUGGUCUGAGCAACUAGAUGUUACAAAGAUGUCUGUGGUGAUGAUUGUGAUGUUCCUUGUGGCUUGGUCUCCCUACUCUGUUGUCUGCUUAUGGUCAUCCUUUGGGAAUCCAAAACUCAUCCCACCUGCAAUGGCAAUUAUUGCUCCACUUUUUGCCAAAUCUUCGACUUUCUACAAUCCCUGCAUCUAUGUCAUUGCAAAUAAGAAAUUUCGAAGAGCCAUCUUUACGAUGAUACGCUGUCAGACUCAACAGGAUUUAACUAUCACCCACACUUUACCAAUGACCAUCUCCCAGACCCCUUUAGCAGAUUGAAACUCUUCAAAGCCUGCAUCAUUGUGCUGUGUGAUAAGUGUCAUCUAUCAUUGCCCUCAUCAGUUAGGCUUCUGUUUUGUCCUCUAGUGAUGUUAAUGUUACUUUUUAUUUUCAACUGGAUUUCAGUGUAUUGCAAAAACAUUACAGGAUGGAAUUUCUGUGCAUCCCUUUAUUUAAUGCCUUCCAUCUGCAUGUGAUGUUUAUAGGAUGGUGUAGAAAGUUUUGCUACAUGAUGCACUCUCCUAAAGCUUUUGUGCAAUACAGACCUGUCUAAGUUAUUUCAAGUGAAUUUAUCUGUUUGCUGUAUAUUCUCUGUAAUGCCUAAAGCUGAAAAGGGAGUUAAUCUUCAUUUUUGGAUCAUAGUUUCAAUUUUGUCACAUUUCACCAUUUUUCCUUAGAAAUAUUAUUGCAGCAUUUGGUUGAUUUCUUUGUUCUCCAUUACUCUUAACUAUAAAAAUCUUUGAAGUCCAAAACCUUUGCAUCAGUUAUUUUAUUCUAAUAUAUUUGAAAGUAUUUCAUUUGUUAUUUCUUUAUGAUGACAACUUGUGUAGUUUCCCUUCUUACCCUUUCCACCUGCCCAUGAUCAGAUCUCUGUAAUUUUCAACCCCUGCAUUUCUUUUAGGAGUACGGGAAUGAGCAAGGAACUUUGAUUCAUUGAUUCUUCACAAUUGUUUAUUUUAAAAUUUAAACUAAGAUGCAGAGUUUUGAAACUGAUUGAAGAGCUGAGAAGCAAAGCAGAGAUUAAAGAGACUCAAUGAAAAGAGAGGGAGAAAUAGAUACUUUAUUGAUCCCAAAGGCUCCUCUGUUCAGCCAAGGUGACAUGCAGAGGGUGAGAAACAUUGUCCAGAAUUGCCAGGAUUUUCCGUAGGAUCCUGUGUUCUACCACAGCCUCCAGUGAGUCCAGUUCCACUCCAAUAACAGAGCCAGCCUUUCUGAUUAGCUUUUUGAGCCUGUUGGCAUCACCCGUGUUGAUGCCAUUGACCUAGCACACCACUGUCUUGAAGGUUGUACUAGUUACAACUAACUGGUAGAAUAUGUGAAGGAAAGGCCUGCAUACUCCGAAGGACCUCAGUCUCCUCAGGAAGUAGAGGCGACUCUGGACCUUUUCAUACACAGCCUCUGUGUUGGUGCUCCACUCAAGUCUGUCAUCUAGGUGCAGCCCCAAGUACUUGUAAGCUCUCACCAUCAAUAGUAACAGGGAACAGUGCAGGCUUAGUCUUCCUGAAGUCCAUCACCACCUCCUUUGUCUUACUGAUGUUGAUGGCACUUUUAAAAAAUCUAUCACCUUUAUAAUAUAGAUAACAGAAUCCAAUCAAAAGGUUAUAUAAUCAAAACAAUUAUAGCAUGUGUGUAAUCUGUAAUCUUAGCCAAUUAACAAAUGCAAAGGUAUUUGUAACUGCUAUACUGUCUUCUGCUAGUAAGUGGGGAUGAACCACGUACUGCGAAAAAUACCUGAGUUUGUUAAAGAUGCAAAUUAUGGCAGUAAAAACUAUGAUUAAAACUAUGAUUUUAGUCUUGCAUUAAUCCAAUUAAUAGCUCAUAAAACGUAUAUAAAAACAACCAUAUAAACAUUCCAACACCAUAGAUUUCAUCAUCCUGCUCCUUUCUUCAAUGUGUCAAAAUAUCCACAUCUUCUUCCUAACAUCUUCUGUAACUUCUGUAGU
Messenger RNA from Hypanus sabinus (Atlantic stingray), 2664 nucleotides. It is a transcript of the gene rrh, whose product is annotated as retinal pigment epithelium-derived rhodopsin homolog. The coding region runs from base 35 to 1000 and encodes 321 amino acids. The transcript is spliced from 8 exons. Gene Ontology annotation, biological process: visual perception; G protein-coupled receptor signaling pathway. The record is from RefSeq and is a predicted model, not a curated record. Gene Ontology annotation, molecular function: G protein-coupled receptor activity. NCBI's taxonomy places the organism in Eukaryota, Metazoa, Chordata, Chondrichthyes, Myliobatiformes, Dasyatidae. Gene Ontology annotation, cellular component: photoreceptor outer segment; membrane.